This is a messenger RNA of Rhea pennata, 3108 nucleotides long. It is a transcript of the gene SLC12A3, whose product is annotated as solute carrier family 12 member 3. Gene Ontology annotation, cellular component: apical plasma membrane. Gene Ontology annotation, molecular function: sodium:potassium:chloride symporter activity. The record is from RefSeq and is a predicted model, not a curated record. The coding region runs from base 1 to 3108 and encodes 1035 amino acids. The transcript has 26 exons. Gene Ontology annotation, biological process: potassium ion homeostasis; chloride transmembrane transport; cell volume homeostasis. NCBI's taxonomy places the organism in Eukaryota, Metazoa, Chordata, Aves, Rheiformes, Rheidae.
AUGGCCGAGUUGCCGGCCCCGGAGCUGCCCACCGACCCAGCUCGCUGCAGCGGCAGGUUCACCAUCAGCACGCUGAUCGGUGCGGAGGAGGGGGGCAAAGCUGCCUACGGGGCCGCCGAGGCCGCCAGCUAUGACAGCGCACAUGCCACCCACCUCUCCGGGGGCACGCUCUACAUGAGGACUUUUGGCUACAACACCAUUGACGUUGUGCCCGCUUACGAGCAUUAUGCCAACAGCAAGGUGGCCGGUGAUGCCAGGAAGGGGAGGCCCUCACUGGCGGACCUGCACUCCAUCCUGAAGGUAAGAGGGGCUCUGCUGCACCGCGCAUGGUGGGAACGUCCUGCACCCCAGCGAAGCAACGGCCUGCCCGAGGAUGAGGUGGGUGAGGACCACAAGGCCCCCCUAGAGGAGCCCGUCCGCUUUGGAUGGAUCAAGGGUGUGAUGAUUCGCUGCAUGCUGAACAUCUGGGGAGUGAUUCUCUACUUGCGCUUGCCCUGGAUCACAGCCCAGGCAGGAAUUGCACUGACAUGGCUGAUCAUCCUGAUGUCCGUGACGGUGACCACCAUCACUGGCUUGUCCAUCUCUGCCAUAUCUACCAACGGCAAAGUGAAAUCAGGGGGCACCUAUUUCCUUAUCUCAAGAAGCCUCGGGCCAGAGCUGGGCGGUUCUAUUGGUCUGAUUUUUGCCUUUGCAAAUGCGGUGGCUGUGGCCAUGCACACUGUGGGCUUUGCAGAAACCGUCCGUGAUCUGCUCCAGGAAUAUAACUCUCUCAUCGUAGACCCCACAAAUGACAUCCGCAUCAUCGGGGUCGUGACAGUGACAGUGCUGCUUGGCAUUUCCUUGGCGGGAAUGGAGUGGGAGGCCAAGGCACAAAUAUUGUUCUUCCUGGUCAUUUUGGUUUCCUUCAUAAACUACCUGGUGGGGACAGUGAUCCCAGCCACAGCAGAGAAGCAAGCAAAAGGUUUCUUCAGCUACAGAGCUGACAUUUUUGCCCAGAACUUUGUGCCCAACUGGCGGGGACCUGAGGGCACCUUCUUUGGUUUGUUUUCUAUUUUCUUUCCAUCAGCAACUGGCAUCUUGGCUGGAGCCAACAUUUCAGGUGAUUUGAAGGAUCCUGCUGUGGCAAUUCCCAAAGGCACCUUGAUGGCUAUAUUCUGGACCACGGUGUCCUACCUGGUGAUUUCUGCUACGAUUGGCGCGUGCGUGGUCCGAGAUGCCUCUGGGAGCCUCAAUGACACCAUCGGGGCCGGCUCGCUGGGCUGUGAGGGUUUGGCAUGUGGCUACGGCUGGAAUUUCACCGAAUGCAUGCAGAAGCAGAGCUGCCGCUACGGACUCAGCAACUACUACCAGAGCAUGAGCAUGGUGUCCGGAUUCGGCCCUCUCAUCACAGCUGGGAUCUUUGGUGCUACUCUGUCCUCGGCACUGGCCUGCCUUGUCUCUGCCCCAAAAGUCUUUCAGUGUCUCUGCAAGGACCAGCUCUACCCUCUCAUCGGCUUCUUUGGGAAGGGCUAUGGGAAGAACAGCGAGCCCAUCCGUGGGUACGUGCUGACCUACGCCAUUGCCGUGGGUUUCAUCCUGAUUGCUGAACUCAAUUCCAUAGCCCCCAUCAUCUCCAACUUCUUCCUGUGCUCUUACGCGCUGAUCAACUUCAGCUGCUUCCAUGCCUCCAUCACCAACUCGCCAGGGUGGAGACCAUCAUUUAGGUAUUACAGCAAGUGGGCUGCUCUGUUUGGUGCGGCUGUGUCCGUUGUGAUCAUGUUCCUGCUGACGUGGUGGGCCGCCCUGAUAGCCUUUGGCAUCGUCAUCUUCCUCCUGGGAUAUGUGCUCUACAAAAAGCCAGAUGUGAACUGGGGUUCGUCUGUGCAAGCAAGCUCAUACAACCUGGCCUUGAACUACUCUGUGGGGCUCAGUGAAGUGGAUGAGCAUGUCAAGAACUACAGACCUCAAUGCCUGGUGUUAACAGGCCCUCCCAAUUUCCGUCCAGCCCUGGUGGAUUUUGUGGGCACUUUCACCAAAAAUCUCAGCUUGAUGAUCUGUGGGAAUGUGCUGAUAGGACCAAGGAAACAGAAGAUGCCAGAAUCCAGGCUGAUGUCUGAUGGCCAUACAAGGUGGCUUAUCAAGAGGAAGAUCAAGGCUUUCUAUACAGACGUGGUAGCUGAGGAUUUGAGAAGUGGAGUCCAAAUACUUAUACAGGCUUCUGGUCUUGGGAAGAUGAGACCCAACAUCCUAGCACUGGGGUAUAAGAGGAACUGGCAGACAGCCCACCCACAGGCCAUGGAGGAUUACGUAGGAAUCCUGCACGAUGCCUUUGAUUUCAAGUAUGGUGUGUGCUUAAUGAGGAUGAAAGAAGGGCUGGACAUCUCUAGAGUGAUGCAAGCUCACAUUAACCCGAUGUUUGAGCCAGCAGACGACCACAAAGAGAGUGGCAUCAGCGGCACAGCAGCCCCGGUCACAGGCACAUUGGACCCUGAUGCCUUGGUAGCUGGACAGCAGGCAAGCACCAUCUUCCAAACUGAUCAGGGCAAGAAGACCAUUGACAUUUACUGGCUCUUUGAUGAUGGAGGUCUCACGCUCCUGAUUCCCUACCUCCUUGGGCGCAGGAAGCGGUGGGGAAAGUGCAAAAUCCGGGUGUUUGUUGGCGGGCAGAUCAACAGGAUGGAUGAAGAGAGGAAGGCGAUCGUGUCGCUGCUGAGCAAGUUCCGCCUUGGCUUUCAUGAGGUCCACAUCCUUCCAGACAUCAACCAGAAACCCCGGCCCGAGCACAUCAAGAGAUUUGAUGACCUGAUCGCUCCCUUCAGGCUGAAUGAUGGAUUUAAAGAUGAGGCUGCAGUGAAUGAAAUGCGGCACGAUUGUCCCUGGAAGAUUUCUGAUGAGGAGGUCAAUAGAAACAGAGCCAAGUCGCUUCGGCAAGUGAGGCUGAACGAGAUUCUGCUGGAUUAUUCGCGGGAUGCAGCACUCAUAGUAAUCACGCUGCCCAUCGGCCGCAAGGGACGCUGCCCCAGCUCCCUCUACAUGGCCUGGCUGGAGACCCUCUCACAAGACCUGCGACCUCCUGUCAUCCUGACCAGAGGAAACCAAGAAAACGUUUUGACCUUUUACUGCCAAUAA